Messenger RNA from Sus scrofa (pig), 553 nucleotides. NCBI's taxonomy places the organism in Eukaryota, Metazoa, Chordata, Mammalia, Artiodactyla, Suidae. The record is from RefSeq and is a predicted model, not a curated record.
AUGGCACAUGCUCCUUCAGAAAUUCAAGGUGUGUCUCCUAAAGAUGCACCAACUGGUUCAGAAUCCUCCAUUACAUCUCCAUGGUGUGAUAACUCAAUCACUGGGGACUUGGACUUGAGGUCUCAGAGUGAAGAAAAAGCUUUCCAGGCUUUGACUGAGGGCUCCCUGACGAAAGAGCCAUGCCACACAUUGUGUGCCUCUGAACCAGAUGGAGAUAAUGAUUUUCCUCCUCUGCCCUUUCCCAGAAAACUUUGGGAAAUUGUUGAAAGUGAUCGAUUUAAGUCCAUUUGGUGGGAUGAAAAUGGAACCUCGAUCGUGAUUAAUGAAGAACGCUUCAAGAAAGAAGUUCUGGAGAGAAAGGCUCCCUUCAGAAUAUUUGAAACUGAGAGUAUGAAAAGCUUAGUUCGACAGCUUAACCUUUAUGGAUUUACUAAGUUGCAAAGGAAUUUUCAAAGACCUGCCUCACUAGCCAACAUUCUGGCAGAAGAUAAUGAAGUCUCUGCUUGGAACAAGGUAUUAUGAAAUGUCCAGUUACUAUUUACAGAGGGACAUC